Messenger RNA from Fonsecaea nubica, 1698 nucleotides. RefSeq lists its product as hypothetical. Gene Ontology annotation, molecular function: N,N-dimethylaniline monooxygenase activity; NADP binding; flavin adenine dinucleotide binding. The transcript is spliced from 3 exons. NCBI's taxonomy places the organism in Eukaryota, Fungi, Ascomycota, Eurotiomycetes, Chaetothyriales, Herpotrichiellaceae. Bases 1 to 1698 code for a protein of 565 amino acids. The record is from RefSeq and is a predicted model, not a curated record.
AUGACUAAUACAAACCCAUCGAUGGGCGCCAUCGUCCAUAGCGACGUCCUGAUAGUCGGGGCCGGAUUCAGUGGCAUAUCCAUGCUCUAUCGGCUCCGUAAGGCAGGGCUUAACGCAAAGAUCUUUGAAUCUGGAGGUGACUUUGGUGGCGUCUGGUACUGGAACCGGUAUCCUGGAGCCCGUGUGGACUCGGAGUGGCCCUAUUAUCAGUUGAACAUCCCCGAAGUGUAUCGCGACUGGGAAUUCUCCGAGAAGUUCCCUGGUCACAAAGAGAUCCGGGCGUACUGUGCGCACAUCGAUAAGGUUCUUGACUUGCGCAAGGACGUCCAGUUCAACGCCCACGUGGUGGAUGCUCGAUGGAGCAAGAGCGAUGAGAAGUGGACGGUCAAGACCGAACAGGGACACAUUGCGCAGAGCAAGUACUUGAUUUUGUGCACCGGCCUUCUACACCGAAGGCACAUCCCGGAUUUCCCUGGCCUGACGACAUACAACGGAGUUCUGCACCACACAGGCUUCUGGCCUGAAGACAUGAGUGUGAAGGGGAAGAAAGUGGCGGUCAUUGGCGCUGGUGCCACUGCUGUGCAAGUCGUACAGGAGCUGGCUAAGGAAGCUGACCAGCUCACUGUCUUCAUGCGCCGGCCCAGUCUGUGCUUACCUAUGGGUCAACGGCCUCUCAGUGCCGAGGAGCAACGGUCGUGGAAGGCAUAUUUUGAGGCUCUAUUCCGCGAGGGACGCCAGUCCAAUGCCGGGUUCCCAGGCAAAGCUGAACCACGCGGCGUGCUUGACGUGUCGGAUGAAGAACGCGAGCGGCACUUCGAAAUGCUUUGGCAGAGAGGAGGUUUCAAUUUCCUCAUGGGGAACUAUAGCGACGUCGUCCUGAGCAAAGAAGCGAAUCAAAAGGUGUAUGAUUUCUGGGCCAAGAAGAUGAGGCAGAGGAUCAAGGACCCGAGGAAGCAGGAGUUGAUGGUGCCCGUCGACGCGCCUUACUACUUUGGUACGAAGAGAUGUCCUCUAGAGCAGGACUACUAUGAGAUGCUCGAUCGCCCCAACGUCCACAUUGUCAAUUUGAACCAGAACCCACUCAAGACAUUCAAUGCCACUGGUAUGUUGAUGGAGGACGGCACCCAGCUAGAUUUCGACGUGGUUGUCCUUGCCACGGGUUUCGACUCGUUUUCUGGAUCGUUGACCCAAAUGGGAUUGAAGAACAAAGACGGCGUCGAUAUCAAGGACGUCUGGAAGGAUGGUAUCCGGACAUACCUUGGCAUGACGUUUAACGGCUUCCCCAAUGCUUUCAUGGUCUAUACUCCCCAUGCUCCUACCGCACUAUCGAACGGACCAACUAUCAUCGAAGCGCAGAGCGAUUUCAUCCUGGCCGCCAUCGAGAAGCUGGAGAAGGAAGGCGCCAAGACGAUUGAGCCGAACCGAGACGCCGAGGACGAGUGGGACGGCAUGAUCGACGCCAUGAAUGAGCACACGCUCUUCCCGCUCACCAACAGCUGGUGGAACGCGUCCAACAUCCCCGGCAAGAAGAUUCAGAUCCUGACCCACCCGGGCGGCAUCAAGAUGUACGAGUCCCAGUGUCGCGACACUCUCAACGACUGGAAGGGUUUCACAGUCGUGGGCAAGGAGACCAACGGCGUCUUGAAGGAGAAGGGCGUGCCUAACGAGAAGAGCGUGGAAAUUGCCGUCCCGGUGUAA